AUGGCAACCUUGAGGAACUUGUCAAGAGGGAAGAAGAUCUUGUGGGCAACAGUGGGAAUCGCCUCGGGUGCAACAGGAGGCUUACUCUUUGCUUUGAAUGAAUCAGUGAAAGCUGACCUCGAGCUCCAUCCCCCUUCCUACCCCUGGAACCACAAUGGGAUUCUUCAGUCUUUUGACCAUGCUUCAAUACGAAGAGGAUAUCAAGUAUAUAAGCAGGUCUGUGCAGCCUGUCACAGCAUGAAGUAUAUUGCUUACCGUCACUUGGUGGGUGUAUCCCACACAGAAGCAGAAGCAAAGGCUGAGGCAGAAGAUCAAUUGAUCACUGAUGGUCCAGAUGAUCUGGGGAACAUGUUUCAACGCCCUGGGAAACUGUCUGAUUACUUCCCAAGCCCAUAUCCCAAUGACAAUGCUGCCCGAGCAGCUAACAAUGGAGCACUUCCUCCAGACCUAACAACAAUUGCCUUGGGGAGGCAUGGAGGAAUAGAUUACAUCUUUUCUCUGCUCACUGGAUACUGCGAUGCUCCUGAAGGGGUGAAAAUGGCAGAUGGUCAAUACUAUAACCCCUAUUUCCCUGGAGGUGCUAUAAGCAUGGCUCAGGCUCUUUAUAACGAGAUUCUGGAAUAUGAUGAUGGGACUCCUGCCACUUCCUCUCAGCUAGCCAAGGAUGUCUGCACUUUCCUGAAGUGGGCUGCAGAGCCUGAGCAUGACACAAGGAAGAGGAUGCUCCUGAAGGUUCUAUUCAUUAGCUCCUUUCUCCUUAGCAUCACAUAUUGGUGGAAAAGGCACAAGUUCACUGUGGUCAAGAAUCGCAAGCUGGCAUUCAAACCUGUGCAUUUCCCCAAGACCAAGAAAUGA
Molecule: messenger RNA, 855 nt
Organism: Darwinula stevensoni
Lineage: Eukaryota; Metazoa; Arthropoda; Ostracoda; Podocopida; Darwinulidae
Source: the annotation of a GenBank genome assembly